CACAAUGACAAAUGAUUAUAUUCUCGGCAUCCGCCAACGCUGAUUUCCCUUUUACGUAUAUUCUGCCGUACCCGGAUGCUUUGGUGGAUUUCAUCACCAAAGCUGCGUCUGUUGGAAAGAAUGACAAGCAGCGCCGCUUUUUGAUUUACAGAGCGCUAGCCAAACAGAUCUUGUAUUUGCAAUUUCCCGCAUAUAGCAAACGCAUUUCCCACCGGAAGCUUCAGGUUACAUGCGGUCUGGGCCAUCUGCCUAAAGAAAUGUCGCUGCAGUGCAGUCACAAGGCAUUCCCGGUGUCACACUUGACCUUUUUGUCACUGAUGCCUUGAGGAUUAAUCAGCUGUACAAUUUGCGCAUCCAAUCAGAUGAAAUC
Paramacrobiotus metropolitanus is the source of this 370-nucleotide messenger RNA. RefSeq lists its product as uncharacterized. NCBI's taxonomy places the organism in Eukaryota, Metazoa, Tardigrada, Eutardigrada, Parachela, Macrobiotidae. The transcript is spliced from 4 exons. The record is from RefSeq and is a predicted model, not a curated record. The coding region runs from base 12 to 326 and encodes 104 amino acids.